Lotus japonicus is the source of this 1191-nucleotide messenger RNA. Its product is annotated as F-box/kelch-repeat protein At3g23880-like. Bases 1 to 1191 code for a protein of 396 amino acids. The transcript is spliced from 3 exons. The record is from RefSeq and is a predicted model, not a curated record. NCBI's taxonomy places the organism in Eukaryota, Viridiplantae, Streptophyta, Magnoliopsida, Fabales, Fabaceae. Gene Ontology annotation, molecular function: protein binding.
AUGGGGGAGAAGGAAACAGAGAUGGAGAAGAAGAAACCCAACCUCAACCUCACCGAGUUGAUUCCUGAAAUGACUGAUCUUUCUUCUGAUCAUGAGAACAAGAAGAUGAUGAUCAACGACAAAGAGAACCAGAACACCGUCGAUCUCCCUGAGGAUUUGAUUCUACUGAUUCUGGUGAGGUUACCUGUUCGAUCUCUCCUCCGCUUCAAAUCGGUGUGUAAGUCGUGGCUGUCUUUUAUUUCAAAUACCCAAUUCGCAAAGUCACAUUUUGAUCUAGCUACUGCAACCACUCAUUGUCUUCUUCUCAAAAGAAUCAAUGGUUCUUGCAGAGGGCUUAUUCUGUUAGCAAAAAUGAUGGGUCCAUCAGCUGGUGAUCUCAUUGUGUGGAACCCUUCAAAUAGUUUCCAUAGAGAAAUUCAAGCAACUUAUGGCUAUGAUGAUUGGGAUUCAUGGUAUGACACAUCAACAACCCAUGUCCGCCAAGGAAUUCCUCGUUAUGUUGGUUGUUUUUUGACUGGUUUUCUGUAUGGUUUUGGAUAUGAUCAGUCCAAUGAUGACUAUUUGCUUGUUUUGUUACGAUUUGGUAGACACGAACCUGAACCUGAAGCAAUUGAGCAUAGUCGUAACGGCCUUCUUGUUCGUAUGACAUAUGGCGGACCUGAAGUGACUACAUUUUCGCGGCCUCGGAUUGAAGUUUUGUCUGUGAAAACCAAUGUGCCUUCCUUCAUUUAUGGUGAAGAGUUUGAAUAUGUGGAGCUCGGAAGUGAGUCUGCAUCUGGAUUUUUCUUGAAUCAGUCCCUGCAUUGGUUGGUCAAAUCCAAGGCUACAGGGCUUCAUGAAUUGGCAACACUUGAAAAUUAUCAUUUGAGGGUACUGGGAGGAUGUCUUGGUCUGUGUUGUAAUGGUGCUGGUGAUGACCACGAAAUGACUGAGAUAUGGGUCAUGAAAGAGUAUAGAGUGCAGUCUUCUUGGACUAGAUCUUUUGUUUUGCCUGAGUAUGACUUUUUACCAAUAAGCUUCACUGAAGGUGGUGGUGUUUUUGGAUCAGAUAGUAGUGAAAGAUUUGAGAAAUUUGAUGAUAACGGAGAACUGCUGGAGGAUCACAAAUAUGGACAAGAGAACGAAGAUGUUUUUGAGGAUUUUGAAAUGUACAGGGAGACCCUACUAACACUCCCUAGUGAACUAUCUUGA